AGUGAGCGAGAGAAACAGGAGCAAAUCGAGGCACAGAAGGAGAAGCAGCGGGAGCUGAUCCUGCAGCUCAAGAUGCAGCUGGAUGACCUGGAGACGUUUGCCUACCAGGAAGGCAGCUACGAUUCCCUGCCACAGUCCGUGGUGAUGGAGAGACAGCGGAUGAUUAUAAAUGAGUUGAUAAAGAAGCUGGACAUGGACCUGAGUGAAGAUGUUGCAACGCUGUCUCCAGAGGAGCUGCGGCAGCGUGUGGAUGUGGCCAUAGCACAGAUCGUUAACCCAGCCAGGGUGAAGGAGCAGCUGGUGGAGCAGCUGAAGACGCAGAUAAGGGACCUCGAAAUGUUCAUCAGCUUCAUUCAGGAUGAAGUUGGAAGCUCUGGUAAGGCAGAAAAUGGUCACUGUGAAUGUGCAGGCAGAAAACACGGUGGUGGCUCCUGCAAAACGAACACACGGAUGUCUGGAAACAGAGUGAGCCCAGAAGAUGCCAGAAAAAUGCGAGAAACGGGCCUGCACCUCAUGCGCCGCAUGCUUGCUGUGCUGCAAAUAUUUGCCGUCAGCCAGUUUGGUUGUGCUACUGGCCAGAUUCCCCGCAGCCUCUGGCAGAAGGACCAGGCCAACAAGGACUAUUCCCCCUUGGUUAAGAAACUGGAGCUGUCGGUGGAGCGGGUGAGGCUGCUGGCUGUGAAACACCAGCACAACGACCACGUUGUCAGCUCCUCUGACCCGCAGGACGUCCCCUUGGGAGGCAGAGAUGAGCUGACGCUGGCUGUGCGGAAGGAGCUGACCAUUGCCCUGCGGGACCUGAUGGCGCACGGGCUCUACGCCUCCUCGCAGGGGAUGAGCCUGGUACUGGCACCCAUUGCGUGCCUGAUCCCUGCAUUCACCUCAUCCCCACAGACCAUGCACCCCUGGGAGCUCUUUGUGAAGUACUACAACACCAAGAAUGGACAAGCCUUUGUGGAAUCGCCGGCGCGCAAGCUGUCCCAGUCCUUUGCCUUGCCUGUUACGGGAGGGGUGGCCGUCACCCCCAAGCAGAGCCUGCUCACGGCCAUCCACACUGUGCUUACGGAGCACGACCCCUUCAAGCGCAGUGCGGACUCGGAGCUGAAGGCGCUGGUGUGCAUGGCGCUGAACGAGCAGCGCCUGGUCUCCUGGGUCAACCUCAUCUGCAAAUCUGGAGCCCUGGUGCAGUCCCACUACCAACCGUGGAGCUACAUGGCCAACACCGGCUUCGAGAGCGCGCUCAACGUUCUCAGCCGCCUGAGCAACUUGAAAUUCAACCUCCCUGUGGACCUGGCUGUCCGGCAGCUGAAAAACAUCAAAGAUGCUUUUUGAUGUAUUUUUAUUAUUGAUCAUCCAUUUUCCACAAGUAGGCAGC
This is a messenger RNA of Mesitornis unicolor (brown roatelo), 1375 nucleotides long. RefSeq names its product RUN domain containing 1 (gene RUNDC1). NCBI's taxonomy places the organism in Eukaryota, Metazoa, Chordata, Aves, Mesitornithiformes, Mesitornithidae. The annotation marks the transcript as partial. The record is from RefSeq and is a predicted model, not a curated record. The transcript has 4 exons.